Balaenoptera ricei (Rice's whale) is the source of this 1367-nucleotide messenger RNA. RefSeq names its product SH2 domain containing 5 (gene SH2D5). The transcript is spliced from 9 exons. Gene Ontology annotation, cellular component: postsynaptic density. NCBI's taxonomy places the organism in Eukaryota, Metazoa, Chordata, Mammalia, Artiodactyla, Balaenopteridae. The record is from RefSeq and is a predicted model, not a curated record. Bases 1 to 1287 code for a protein of 428 amino acids.
AUGCAGAAGGCCGGGGCAGGGGGCCGGAGAGCCUCCGACUGCGGCCCUGCCCCUCACCGGCCCAGGUGCAUCACCAAGUUUGCCCAGUACGUGGGCUCCUUCCCCGUGGACGACCUGGACACCCAGGAGAGCGCAUGGCUGGUUCAGCAACAGCUGUGGACACUGAAGGACUGUCCCCGCCGCCGGGCUGUCAUCCUGAAAUUCAGCCUUCAGGGCCUCAAGAUCUACAGCGGGGAGGGUGAGGUGCUCCUGAUGGCUCACGCCCUGAGGCGCAUACUCUACUCCACCUGGUGCCCAGCCGACUGCCAGUUUGCCUUCAUGGCCCGAAAUCCCCGGAGCCCGGCCAGCAAGCUCUUCUGCCACCUCUUUGUGGGCAGCCAGCCUGGAGAGGUCCAGAUCCUGCACCUGCUGCUCUGCCGCUCCUUCCAGCUCGCUCACCUCUCGCAGCACCCUGAGGAACGGGCACGGCCUGAGCCCUGCCCGGGACCCGUAGGGGACGUGCCCCUGAAGCCCCUGUCCGGCCCUGGGGGCACCCCUGGCCUAGCACGGGAACCCCUCGGCGGUGAUCAGCUCUCACGGAACAUUAACGCGCUGGUCUCCUUCGGGCGGCUGCCAGCAGAGGGGCCUGGGGGCAGUGGGAAGGAGCCGCCGGAGUCGGAAAGCCGCGGGGGCGCCCGCCACGCCCGCCUGGGGAACCCGUACUGCUCGCCCACGCUGGUGCGCAAGAAGGCCAUCCGCAGCAAGGUGAUCCGCUCCGGGGCCUACCGCGCCUGCACCUACGAGAUGCAGCUGCAGCUGUCGGCUCGGGAGGCCUUUCCUGACGCGUGGGAGGCCUGGCCCCGGGGUCCUGGGGGCCCCCCAUGCCUGGUGGAGAGCGAGGGCAGCCUGACGGAGAACAUCUGGGCUUUUGCUGGCAUCUCCAGGCCCAGUGCCCUCGCCCUGCUGCGGAGAGACGUGCUUGGGGCCUUCCUGCUUUGGCCUGAGCCAGGCACCAGUGGCCAGUGGUGCCUGUCGGUGAGGACACAGUGCGGCGUGGUGCCCCACCAGGUCUUCCGGAACCACCUAGGCCGCUACUGCGUGGAGCACCUGCCGGCUGAGUUCCCCAGCCUGGAGGCCCUGGUGGAGCAUCACGCUGGGACGGAGCGCAGCCUCUUCUGCUCCCUCGACAUGGGCCGCCUGAACCCCGGCUACGAGGAGCAGGACUGCGGGCCCGAGGGCAGGCUUCCCCCGACUCUCCGGCCCCUUGGUCAUGCCAAGUCCGAAGCAGAGCUGCAGGGCCUGGGCUAGGACGCUGAGCCCCACGCCAAGAGGCCCCGUCUCAUCCUGGCUCCUGGGCCUCAGCAGGCUGCUCUGCUCUGCCCUUCUUC